AUAAAAAUAGCUACACGCGAUAAUGCCGCGAGUUUUAUCAACUAUUAGUAACGUUAUUAUCCAUUACUCAUCUCGUAGUCGCUAGCAAAACACCGACUACUGCUCGCUUGUCAUAAGCAAUCAUCUCUUAUGUCCGUAGUGCACUCCGCAUGAUUGCUUGUUGUCUAUAUUUCCGAUCCCAUUCGCCAUCCACCUUCCCUCCCUUGGAAGAAUGAGUCACUUACUAAUGAAGGGUCCGGACUGUGGAGCCACUGCUCGCAGCUGUUGCCUUUGUCCCGGCCUUUUCUGAAGGGGGUCAGGGCUAGCUAGCCCUUUAGGCGAACAAAUUCUGCUACAUAAAACUCAGCAACGUUUGACGUCCAGGAAAAACUAUUCCGACCAAAUUAAGAUGCAUUAAUUGUCCAUCGAGCGAGCAUCAUGGAGCAUCGAUUAGCCAUCACGACGUUCUGUGUCGAGAUUGAUGCCAGUUUCUAAUUUAUUUGGAAAUAACCUCGAAUCAUGAAUCCCCCAGGUCAACCUCCGACGAGCCACGGUGAAAUGAUGAGCAUGAUGGGGCACCAUGCCACCAUGGGAAUGAGCCCUCUUCAACCUCAUCAGCAACAGACCCAUCAUCAUCAGUCUCCUCAUAUGGCAAAUGCCGGUAUUCGUUGUUGUGCUGGCUGCGGAGUAAAAAUAUUAGAUCGUUUUUUGCUUCAUGCAUUGGACCGUUAUUGGCACAAUGGUUGUCUCAAGUGUUCUUGCUGUCAAGCGACGCUGGCAGAUAUAGGAAGUUCGUGUUUUACAAAAGCAGGAAUGAUAUUGUGCAAAACAGAUUAUAUCAGGUUAUUCGGCACUAGCGGCUCCUGCAGUGCUUGUGGACAAAUGAUCCCAGCCAGCGAAUUUGUCAUGAGAGCUCAGAACAACGUUUAUCACCUGAAAUGCUUCGCAUGUGUCAAGUGUCACAAUCAGUUGGUACCAGGUGACCGGUACAAUUUGGUUAACGGCAACGUCCUUUGCGAACAGGACUGUAUGAAGAUGUUGAAAGGGACGGUAAGUCCUGCAGGAGUUAGGAAAAACGGCAAAAUGCGACUCAACUCAGCCAUCAAAGUCUGAACUGCUUCGCCUCGACCUUCCUUCUUUGGGCCUGCUAUUUCCGUUUAUAUAAUUUUUCUCCCGUAGCAAUCCUCUAAAAAUAUAUUGGAAGUAAUUCAGGACUUGUGACGAAUGUGUAUGCUAUGCAUGAAUGCAUUGUUGAACUAAACAAACUGAUCAAAGACAAUUGAACAAUUCAUAAUUUCAAUAACCGCAUCCGAACCAUCAACGUCGAUAUUUAAAAAAAAAAGUUGAAAAUCCACAGUCUGUCCAUGUUUUUGACCUGUUAUGGGAUAAGGUCAUAGUUGACGAACUUCUGUUAAGGACGUUCUUUGCGGUUCUCUUGUACUACCUAACAAUACUUAGGAAAAAAAAGCAAUAACUGUUCCUCUCUUUACAUCCCCGGACUAGGGACAGUAAUUACGAGUUUAUGUUGUACUACACUUUUACGUUAAGAUACCGUAAGUGAUCCUCUUCUUUUUUUGAAACGCGACAAAUUUUGUGCCAUCACCACAAGGAGAAAAGAGAAAAAAACCACACACAAAUACACAUAACAAAUACACAUUGCACCGUCUUCAACUAGCCAUGUACGGUGGCCAUGUUUUGUGGCUAAAACUGUACCUUUACAAUCUUAUUGGUUCUUUAUGUGAUUUCGCCUUCUGGUGGUCAUUAGAAACAACUCGAAGAGGUUCUUUCUUUUUUAUUUUAUCACUACAUACGAGAUUGUAGUAUAGAAAUAUGCUCACAUGCGAUGAGGUACUUAUUAAAAAAAAACAAACCGGUGAAACCGUACAAGGAUUUUUUUGCCCAAAAGCAGGUCCAUUUCGCGAAUUUCAUUCUUGAAUAUAUUACUUAGACGCGAAAUUGCCCUGUCGAACAUUCUGUCCACCAAAAGGCGAGCCUCACCCUAAGAACUAAUCAAAUCUGACUGAUGUAGUAAAGGGAAUGUACUUAAAAUGGUGUGAUUGUCUGUUUAAUUAUAGUAAUAAAGCUUUAUUUCAAUCGAUCCUAA
This is a messenger RNA of Centruroides sculpturatus (bark scorpion), 2083 nucleotides long. Its product is annotated as LIM domain transcription factor LMO4-like. Bases 499 to 1092 code for a protein of 197 amino acids. Lineage: Eukaryota; Metazoa; Arthropoda; Arachnida; Scorpiones; Buthidae. The transcript is spliced from 3 exons. The record is from RefSeq and is a predicted model, not a curated record.